This is a messenger RNA of Mytilus californianus (California mussel), 1640 nucleotides long. RefSeq names its product cyclin-H-like. Gene Ontology annotation, cellular component: nucleus; transcription factor TFIIK complex. Gene Ontology annotation, molecular function: cyclin-dependent protein serine/threonine kinase regulator activity. Lineage: Eukaryota; Metazoa; Mollusca; Bivalvia; Mytilida; Mytilidae. The transcript has 10 exons. Gene Ontology annotation, biological process: regulation of cyclin-dependent protein serine/threonine kinase activity; DNA-templated transcription; regulation of transcription by RNA polymerase II. The record is from RefSeq and is a predicted model, not a curated record. Bases 137 to 1129 code for a protein of 330 amino acids.
UCCCCAGUCUCAGGUAAAACACUUUCCGAUUUUUUAAAAUAACUUUUUAGAUGUUAGUGUAAAAGCUAUGCAGUAAUUAUACCUGGCCAGUCUUUACAAGUACGUUUACAGAUUGGAAGGAUCCAACUGAGAGAGAAUGUUUUCUACUAGUACACAGAAAAAACAUUGGACAUUUACAGGCGAAACACAGAUCACACAAAAUAAAAAAGAUACUAAUCAUAAAUAUGUAAAUAAACAUGGUGGUGCUAACCUUGAUGAUGAAACUAAAGAAAAAAAAUACUUAACAUUUACAGAAGAGAGGAUCUUAGGUCGACAUUUUGAGCAUGUACUCCGUGAAUUUUGUAAUGUCUUCCAACCUCCGAUGCCAAAAUAUGUAAUGGGUACAGCUAUGUGUUAUUUUAAGAGGUUUUAUGUAAAGCAUUCUGUGAUGGACUAUCAUCCUAAAGAUAUCAUGUUGACAUGUGUUUAUUUAGCCAGUAAAGUAGAGGAAUUCAAUGUUUCUAUCACACAGUUUGUAGGAAAUUUAAAAGGAGAUAGAGACAAGUUCACCAAUAUAAUUCUAAGUUUUGAACUAAUGUUAAUGAAGAAAUUACAUUACCAUUUGACUGUACAUAACCCCUAUAGACCUCUGGAAGGUCUUAUUAUAGACCUCAAGACAAGGUACAAAUCUAUAGAAAAAAGUCGUAUAGAAAAGAUACGCAAACUUGCUGAGGAUUUCUUAGACAAGUCCUUAGCCAGUAAUGUCAGCUUGGUAUUUGCUCCAUCACAGAUUGCAUUGGCAGCCAUCUUAAGUAGUGCAGAAAAUGACAAAGUCAGCUUAGAUAGUUACAUGUCUGAUGUGUUGUUGGCUGGAGCUGCACCUGAGGAUGUCAAGAAAACAGUCUACCAGAUAAAACGUAUAAGAUAUAUGGUCAGUACACAAGAACCUGUUCAGAAGGAUCAAGUUGGACCAAUACAGAGGAAGUUAGAGCAUUGUAGAAACCAGGAAAAUAAUCCUGACAGUGAAAUUUAUAAAAGAAAGCUUCAGGAAAUGUUAGAUGAUGAAGAUGAGAUACAAUCACAGAAAAGAAUGAGGAUUGAGGAAGCAGAAAAAAAGGCAGAACAGGAAUUAGUUUUAGGUGUGAUAUGAUGAACACGUGGUGUGAUUUGGACAGACUUUAAUUACACUAAGUGCUCAGCAGUUGCAAACAGAUAUCCAGUGUGCUUGUUUAAACAAAUGAUUAAUAAUUAUAAUUGACAGUCUGAAUAAAAAACUUUAAAAAAAAAGUAAAAAUUAGAUGUUUUUUGUAUAAUUCUGAAAAUGCAAAGUAACAUUAUCAACAACCAUUUAUUUUAUGUUACCAUUCAGGUCAGACAAAAAGAAAGGAAUUUUAUCACUUGGCAAAAUGUCUUCAAAAUGUCAUUUAAAAUAUGCAGUUAUUGUUUAUUUCUCCACUGAAGGAUAUGGGAACAAUAAGUGUUAGCCUUGUCCUUUGGUCCUUUCACUCAUUCUGUUUUGUUUCAAAGAUUUAUGUUCCCCUUGACCAAGCAGUUUGAGGAACCAUUUCUUGUGAAUCAGUUUUAUCAUCAUAGAAUAUUGUUGCUGGUGUAACAACAAAUGAGACUUUAAUUUUCCAGUAAAUUUUCAGUUUACAAUUUAA